Neurospora hispaniola is the source of this 664-nucleotide messenger RNA. RefSeq lists its product as uncharacterized. The record is from RefSeq and is a predicted model, not a curated record. The transcript is spliced from 2 exons. NCBI's taxonomy places the organism in Eukaryota, Fungi, Ascomycota, Sordariomycetes, Sordariales, Sordariaceae. Bases 120 to 362 code for a protein of 80 amino acids.
AAAAAAAAAAAAAAAAAAAAAAAAAAAAAGUUAGACGAAAUGGUCGUAAGGACAUCUGUAUGUAAUCAACGUCAGGAUCGUCCCGGUAAAAAGGAGGUGCGUCGACUGCAUUGGUGCAUAUGACGAUCCCUCGAAUUAUUGACCUGACACGGGUAGUUCCUGUUAUUCAGUUGUGCUGCUUCUUGGUGGUUACUAUGUAUACAGCCCUGCGGUGCUGUAGUGGUAUUCCCUUUGAGGAACUGGAAAACACCCUUCAGAAAGAGAUGGGUGUGCGUAAGACGAAAAUCAUCCAACCAACCAGGAGCAGACCUCCCGACAAGCCGGGGAAGAUCCGGUGCUACGGCGACAACACUACACUAUAAAGAGAUGAAAGGUAGAUGGUGCAAUGAGAGCUUGAGACCGACCGACCUGCUGACACAAAUCACUCGAUUGGGUCAAAAACGUGCCUCAAAUAGACGAGCCCAUCACGGGGAGACUCCGAAUUCGUACGUAUCAUGAUGCUGACGAUUGGACCCUCCAUCUGUCAUUGCAGUGUCUACCUAGGUAUACUAGGUAUUCAUACAGUACCAGUACCUGUGAUACCUUUCGUAGAGGUACCUGAUACUGUCUUGAAGCUUAGCUCUCGCCAGAAACAACCGCACGCAAAAAGACCUGUUGAUUUUGG